Molecule: messenger RNA, 3369 nt
Organism: Phyllostomus discolor (pale spear-nosed bat)
Lineage: Eukaryota; Metazoa; Chordata; Mammalia; Chiroptera; Phyllostomidae
Gene: PCDHB7
Product: protocadherin beta 7
Exons: 1
Coding region: 261-2663 (800 amino acids)
Biological process (GO): homophilic cell-cell adhesion
Cellular component (GO): plasma membrane
Molecular function (GO): calcium ion binding
Source: RefSeq, a predicted model, not a curated record
AAACGGGAAUGACAACCACAAAACGCAAGGUGGCGCUGCUGCCUAAAAAGAGGGGGAAAGACUCUCACAAAGGACUUUGCAGAUUCCAGGGUUCAGAAGAAAUCUGGCGAGUCAGGAGGUAGAGGAAAGGAAACAGGAGCUGUGGGAAAGUGGGGCUCCCUCUCCACAAGCAUUGCAGUUAUAAGCUCAUUUCUAAGACUUAGAUUGCUGCCAUCUCGGAAAGCUGCGUGGGGCCGGGUGACAGUGGUUCUGCAAGGCCGAUGAAAGGAGGCAUGGAGGCCCGAGCGGAGCGCGCGGCGCGGACCAGGCAAGUCCUGCUUCUCUGGGUGUUUCUGGGAGUGUCUGGGGCCGGCGCGGAACCGCUCCGGUAUUUUGUGGCCGAGGAAACCGAGAGAGGCACCUUUCUGGCCAACCUAGCAAAUGACCUGAGGUUGGGGGCGGGGGAACUGGCUGCUCGGGGAUCUAGAAUCGUUUCAGACCAGAACACGGGAUUUUUACUACUCAAUCCGCUCACUGGUGACUUACUGCUAGGUGAGAAAUUGGACCGGGAGGAGCUGUGCGGCCCCACGGAGCCCUGCGUGCUGCCUUUCCAGGUGUUACUGGAAAAGCCUUUUCAGAUUUUCCGUGCCGAGUUAUGGGUCAGAGACAUCAAUGAUCAUUCCCCAGUGUUUCUAGAGAGAGAGAUUCCCUUGAAAAUAUUAGAAAGCACCGCCCCAGGGGCGGCAUUUCUCCUGGAAAGGGCACAGGAUUCGGAUGUCGGAACCAACAACUUGAGAAACUACACCAUCAGCGCCAAUACCUAUUUCCAUAUUAACGUGCACGACCGCGGGGAAGGGAAUCUCUAUCCCGAGUUGGUACUGGACCGAGUGCUGGACCGCGAGGAGCUGCCUGAGCUCAGGUUAACCCUCACCGCCCUGGACGGCGGCUCUCCGCCGCGGUCCGGGACCGCCCUGGUGCGGAUCCUAGUGCUGGACAUAAAUGACAACGCCCCUGCGUUUGUACAGUCUCUCUACUCCGUGCAGGUGCCAGAGAACAGCCCCGUGGGCUCCCUGGUGGCGGCCGUGUCAGCUAGAGAUUUAGACGCCGGAAGUAAUGGAGAAAUCGUUUAUUCAUUUUUUUAUGCCACUGAAAGAAUUCUCAAAACGUUUCAAAUCAAUCCAACAUCUGGCAGUCUUCACCUUAAAACCGAACUAAACUAUGAGGAAAUGCAAAAUUACACAUUAACUAUUCAGGCCCAGGACGGCGGAGGGCUUUCUGGAAAAUGUACCGUGGUGGUUCAGGUGACAGAUAUAAACGACAACGCGCCGGAACUGCUCCUGUCCUCGCUUAUGACCUCGGUCCCUGAAAACUCAGCUGAGACCAUCGUAGCUGUUUUUAAGAUUAGAGACAAAGAUUCAGGUAACAAUGCAAAGAUGGCGUGCUCCAUCCAAGACGAUCUCCCCUUCCUCCUGAAGCCAUCAGUAGAGAAUUUCUACACGCUGGUGACACGUAGACUGCUGGACAGAGAGGCCACAGCCGAGUACAACAUCACCAUCACCGUCACAGACAUGGGGACUCCCAGACUGAAAACCCAGCACAACAUAACCGUGCUGGUCUCUGACGUCAAUGACAACGCCCCCGCCUUCACCCAAACCUCCUACACCCUCUUCAUCCCCGAGAACAACAGCCCCGCCCUGCACAUAGGCAGCGUCAGCGCCACAGACAGAGACGCGGGCGCCAACGCCCAGGUCACCUACUCCCUGCUGCAGCCCCAGGACCCCAGCCUGCCCCUGGACUCCCUGGUGUCCAUCAACGCAGACAACGGACACCUGUUCGCCCUGAGGGCGCUGGAUUUCGAGGCCCUGCAGGCAUUUGAGUUCCUGGUGGGAGCCACAGACCGCGGGUCCCCAGCGCUGAGCAGCCAGGCGCUGGUGCGCGUGCAGGUGCUGGACGCCAAUGACAACGCGCCCUUCGUGCUGUACCCGCUGCAGAACGGCUCUGCGCCCUGCACCGAGCUGGUGCCCAGGGCGGCCGAGCCUGGCUACCUGGUGAGCAAGGUGGUGGCGGUGGACAGCGACUCGGGCCAGAACGCCUGGCUGUCUUACCAGCUGCUCAAGGCCACAGAGCCCGGGCUGUUCAGCGUGUGGGCGCACAAUGGCGAGGUGCGCACCGCGCGGCUGCUGAGCGAGCGCGACGCGGCCAAGCACAGGCUGCUGCUGCUGGUCAAGGACAGUGGCGAGCCUCCGCUGUCAGUCAGCGUCACGCUGCACGUGCUGCUGGUGGAUGGCUUCUCCCAGCCCUACCUGCCGCUGCCCGAAGUAGGGGCGGACGGGGCCCAGACUGACCCGCUCACGGUCUACCUGGUCAUCGCGUUGGCGUCAGUGUCGUCGCUCUUCCUAUUCUCGGUGCUGGCGUUCAUCGGGGUGCGGCUGUGCAGGAGGAGCAGGUCUGGUUUGGUGGGUGGCUACUCGGUGCCUGAGGCCCAGUUUCCGGGCCAUCUGGUGGAUGUCAGUGGCACCGGGACCCUGUCCCAGAGCUACCAGUAUGAGGUGUGUCUGAAGGGAGGCUCUGGGACCACAAGCGAGUUCAAGUUCCUGAAGCCAAUUAUUUCUAAUGUGCAGUUCCAGAGCACAGGGAGGGGAGUGGAAGAAUAUCCUGCAUUUCAGAGUGAUUUGGGUUUCUGAUAAAGAAUGAAAAAUAAAUGUGUUGUGUCUGUGAAUACACACCUAAGAAAUGUACCCUGUGUUGCAUGUAGAUAAGUGCUUUCCCAUUAUUUCAAGUAUUCUUAGAGUCACAGAAUAAAUUUACACAGAAAUGGAUACAGCUUUGGCCCUAAGAAACCUCCACAAAACGUGGGAUGUAUGUGUCUAUUUUCUCUCUAGCAAUUAUGCAUCAUGCACUGUCUAUUAUGUGACAAAUCUUGUUUGAGAUGUUGUAAAUCAAUGUUCAUCAUCUUCAAACUCUACUGCUUUUUUAUUUUCUUCUUUGAUUUCAGUGCUGCAGUUGUAUACUAUCCCUAAGUUUUAGAACUACAGAUUACACAGUAUGUUUUAAAGUUUUUUAAAAACUACUUACUGUACAUCAUACACUAUUUUAACACUUUCAGCCUUAGAAAUAAACCUAUGAGAAGUAUUUUUGAAAUGAGCAAACAGAGGUUCAGUAACUUCAGUAAGGUCACCUACUAAUACAGGGGAGAACUAUGUAACUUUUCUAAAUCUUUCUGCCAUUGGGGUCUUGCUAUGACGCUGUACUCCUUUUUCUGUCAGUAGAUAUCACAUUGCAGGUUUCUCCAUAAUUAAAGAGAAGCAACCUUUUCUUCGCUUAUAUUUCUGUUUAGUCUUUUUCUCUCUUUUUAGAUUUUAUUUAUUUAUUUUUAGAGAGAGGGAAGGA